AUUUUUCCCCCAACUCACGAUCAGCUCACCCUGCACGUCACUUUCCCCUCUUUGUUUGCCCAACCCACAAUUUUCCAAACCCACUUUUCUUUCUUUCCCAACCCACAGUUCUCUAAAGCAUCAGACUUUGUGUUCCUCUCUGCAACCUAGGAUUUCAUUCUUUCUUCUUCUCAAGGACAAAUUUGACAGUGAUGAUAUAAAUGAUCAACGAGAUCAUGUCUUGAAACAUAUGAGAAAGUUAUGGAACAAUUGGAGAGGAACGAUGCACAAGAAUAUUAAGUCUAAACCAUUCCGUUAUGCUCUAAAAGAUGUGCCAGAGGAGGUAGACAAGAGUGAUUGGGAAUGGCUAGUCAAGGAGCAUUUUCUUACUGAAAAAUUUAAGGAGACAAGUACAAGAAACUCGGUCAAUAGAUCUAAGUUGAGUAUGCCUCAUCGUACGGGUAGUAAGCCAAUUAGGCAGAUCAUUUAUGAAUUGGGAGGUAAAGAUGGUAAUCCACCAGAUGUGGCAACUAUUUUUUUUGAGACUCGUAGAAGAAAAACAAGCUUGUCGAACCUGAAACCAAUGAGAAAUAUGAUAAAAUCAAAGAAUUGGUGCAUACUGAAUCGUCUCUUACAAACAUUGAGGUUGUAGAACGGUGCUUCGGACCUCAACGAAAGAGCCAUGUAGUUGGAUUUGGUGGUGGGAUAACCGCUAAGGAGUUGAAAGGUGGUAACUCCUCUAAAGUUGUAUUGUUGGAAAAGCUGAAUGCUACUAUAAAAGAAAAUGAAUCACUAAAAGGACGUUUGGAUAGGCUAGAGAGUAAAUAUGAUGAGCUAGGGAGUAAGUACGCACAACUUGCAAAAAUAGUGUUUGAUCAGCCUUCAUCACCAUCUUCAAGUGAUCAAUAGAUUGAAUCAUUUAACAG
Molecule: messenger RNA, 905 nt
Organism: Nicotiana attenuata
Lineage: Eukaryota; Viridiplantae; Streptophyta; Magnoliopsida; Solanales; Solanaceae
Exons: 5
Coding region: 230-631 (133 amino acids)
Source: RefSeq, a predicted model, not a curated record